Messenger RNA from Durio zibethinus, 2628 nucleotides. RefSeq names its product cytokinin dehydrogenase 1-like. Gene Ontology annotation, biological process: cytokinin metabolic process. Gene Ontology annotation, molecular function: FAD binding; cytokinin dehydrogenase activity. The record is from RefSeq and is a predicted model, not a curated record. Lineage: Eukaryota; Viridiplantae; Streptophyta; Magnoliopsida; Malvales; Malvaceae.
UGAAUAGAGAAUAUAAUUUAAGCUGAUAGAAUGUCCAUAGAAAAAAUUACUUUUUCAGGACAACAACCAAUAGCACCUCAGCCAAUUACAUCGUUGAAUUUUCCAUUAUGAGCUUCAAUUCAAUCUCAAAUUUGCGUGAAAUUAUAUGUGCAUAUGUUCCCAUCAGACUAUUUUUCAGUGGCAAAUUUCAUGUAGCCUUAGCCCUAGCCCGCCUCUGUUGUAUCAGAGCGGAGCGAAGGAGCUAUACCAAGUUCCCCCACAAACGCACCCUCAAGAAGUUCAUGUGCUUAGGGACCCACGACGGCCACUCCCCCACCUCCUUCACCACCUCUGACAGGAUAAAACCUAGUAGGGGCCGGCCUGUCGAUACCGGAAAUCCUAUUUUUAGUAUAGUCAGACAACAACAGUGCAUGCAUAAAAAAAAGAAACCGCAGCUCAGACAUAGUCAAGAGAAACAAGACAGGCGUAUAAUUACAAACCAUGAAGCAGAAUGUCGACACCGUGAAUGGUCUUUGUAUAGACAGUUAUCAUUGCUUUAAGUGUUAAUAGCAUAUUCAAAAGAGGCUGUAAGAGAAAAGGCAGACUAUGUGGUAGUAAGUUGUAACUGUGGGGAGAAUGUACCAAGGAUAUGUGAAAUCUCCACUUUCUUUUCUAACUUUUUUUUUCCAUCUCAACUUUUUAUAGAAACCAAAAAGGAAACCAGAAGGAAUUUGUGACUCUGUUUGACUAUACCACCCAUACCUUCCUCUUUAAAUUCUCCCUUGCCUUUCAUUUCCUUGGGCUCUUCUAUACCUUCCUUUAGCUUUUACCUACAGAUCAUCAAGAAAAUCUCUCUCUUUCUCUCUCUCUCUCUCUCUCUCUCUCACACACACACACACACACACACACACACACAUACACACACACAAUACAAAAACAGAUACUCACAUACAUAUCAUCAAGAGAUGGGGUCACCGGCUAGUGGCUUUCUCAAACAAAACAACGUUAUGUUACUUCGAUUUUUCAUGAUUCUGGUGUUAAGUUGUAUCCCUCGAAGAACCAACCUCUGUUCUAACCACUUUUUCGACACCCCAAAGAUUCCACCUCAUUCAGACUCCUCCAGUCUUGUGUUGUCUUUGAAAACACUUACUCUUGAUGGCUACUUCAAUUUUGAGAACCUCGAACAUGCCGCCAAAGACUUCGGUAACACAUACCACUACCUCCCGAUAGCAGUUCUACACCCCAAAUCAGUUUCUGAUAUUUCUUCCACAAUAAAACACAUCUUGGAUAUGGGUUCUGCACCAAAGUUAACAGUUGCAGCUAGAGGCCGUGGUCACUCCCUUCAAGGUCAGGCACAAGCCUAUCAGGGUGUGGUUAUCAACAUGGAAUCACUUGAACGACCCAGCAUGUAUGUUAUAACUGGUGAGGUACCUUAUGUGGAUGUUUCAGGCGGUGAGUUGUGGAUUAACAUCCUGCAUGAGACUCUUAAAUAUGGACUUUCACCCAAGUCUUGGACGGACUACCUUCACCUGACUGUCGGAGGUACUUUAUCAAAUGCCGGAAUAAGUGGUCAGGCAUUCCGGCACGGACCCCAAAUAAAUAACGUUUAUCAACUAGAGGUUGUAACAGGAAGAGGAGAAGUCAUCACCUGUUCAGAUAAGAAGAAUGCGGACCUCUUUUAUGGUGUUCUUGGGGGACUAGGGCAAUUUGGAAUCAUCACCAGGGCUAGAAUAUCUCUUGGACCAGCAGACAAGAUGGUGAAAUGGAUCAGGGUUCUUUACUCUGAAUUCUCUACAUUUUCCAAUGACCAAGAGCAUUUAAUAUCAUCCGAGAAUUCAUUUGACUACAUCGAAGGGUUUGUUAUAAUAAACAGAACUGGUCUCCUCAACAACUGGAGAUCCUCCUUCAAUCCCAAAGACCCAAUUCAAGCAAGCCAGUUCAGUUCAGAUGGGAAAAUUCUUUACUGUCUAGAAAUGGCUAAAUACUUCAAUCCAGAGGAGACGGAUAGUUUGAACCAGAAUAUUGAGAAGUUAUUGUCAGAAUUAAACUAUAUCCCAUCAACACUCUUUCUAUCCAAAGUUUCUUAUGUGGAAUUCCUCAAUAGAGUGCACACGUCUGAGAUGAAACUCAGAUCAAAAGGAUUAUGGGAAGUUCCUCAUCCAUGGCUGAAUCUUCUUAUACCCAAAAGCAGAAUUUUCGACUUUGCUCAAGAGGUCUUUGGCAAUAUUGUUAAAGACAACAGUAACGGUCCUAUCCUCAUUUAUCCAGUCAACAAGGCCAAGUGGAACAAUAGAACAUCCAUGGUUACCCCAGAGGAAGAUAUAAUCUACCUGGUCGCAUUCCUAUCAUCUGCACUCCCAUCAUCCACAGGAACAGAUGGCUUAGAACAUAUCAUGACCCAAAACCAACGCAUUCUUGAUUUCUGUGCCAAGGCGCAGCUUGGAGCAAAGCAAUAUUUGCCCCAUUACAGCAGCCAAAACGAGUGGCAAGAUCAUUUCGGUCCUCAGUGGGAAACUUUUGUACAGAGAAAAUCUGCAUAUGACCCUUUGGCGAUCCUUGCUCCUGGACAGAGAAUCUUCCAACAGGCAAUAUCGAUCUCAUAACCUUACCUCUCGCCGAGGCCAUAUAUUAAACAGAGGGCACUAAAGU